Molecule: messenger RNA, 510 nt
Organism: Aureobasidium musti
Lineage: Eukaryota; Fungi; Ascomycota; Dothideomycetes; Dothideales; Saccotheciaceae
Source: the annotation of a GenBank genome assembly
AUGUCCAACGAAAUCGACAGAGAAUCCCUCGAGUAUCUACUCGCCUACCCAGAGAUGCCACCAGGUUUCCCGGCCCCUGAGCCAGUCAAACAGGAACCUGAGACCGAGGCCGCCAACAUCCCCAUCGAGCGCGAGCCUGGCACAGAAGACCAGGAAGUCAAGAUCGAAGGCCAAGACAUCAAGCCCGAGGAACAAGAGAUCAAGCAAGAAAUCAAGAAAGAGGUCGGAGUUCUGGCGCACCUCAUCAACACCUACCGUGCCUAUGGCACUACCCCUGACGAAGACGGCUACAAUCUCACCUGCCGCUUCUGCAACUUUUCGUGCAGCAAUAUGCUUGAGCUCAAGGCUCAUUGGCCUGUUCACGUCGGCGUGGAGACGACAAAGUGCAUCGUCUGCAACAUGCGCUGCUCCAACUUGGAGUUGGCUAAGAAGCACGUUACACAUGGCAGACAUCUGAACAGGAUGCGUGUGCUUGGAAUUGGUGGUGAAGAGCCCGCCAGAAGAGCUUGA